CAUUUAACUUGGCUGUGGAUGUUUUCCUGGAGUUUUAUCUGCAGCUUCAACAUGUUUCGUGUGUUUACAUCAAGGACACGUAGCUCUGCAAUGACUAGACUUGAAGUAGGACGAAACCUCAUUAAACGUUGUGUUGUCUCCUUUUUAAUGCCGGUCUUGGUCGUGUUGGCUGUGGUCGUAACUACGCUCCUUUUGACCGAGGGAGAGAAAAUUGGAUACGGUGAGAAGCUCUGCUACUUGGACAAACCUCUGAUUGUUGGUAAGUUCACUUCUUUCAAGUGUUGGUUUUUACAAAAAAUUUUAACACUUUUUUAACCUUUAUAUUAACUUCGCUUUUUUCUUGGCUGCUUGGUUGGGUAGUCGGCUGGCCAAUAUUUGGCACGACUAAUUUAACUCACUUCCAGUCAACCCAUGGGUUGAAAAUCGCCAUCUGGUGACGACAACCCAUUUAAAAAUUUUUUUAGCUCACCCGUCAAACCAAACCCUGAAAAAUCAGUUUUUCCCUUUUUUCCAAGGAGACCAUCAAGGAAAUAGAACAUUGAUUUCACCAACUAAAAGUACCUGCAAUGGCACCAAAAGUGAUUCCCUAUCCUUUAUAUAAUAAACAACACCUAAAACCAUAGUUUUUCAUGUUAAUCCUUUAUAAAAUAUAAUGUCGAGCAAUGUGGGUGAAGGUAAAAAUUUGACAAAACAUGCGAUCAAUUCAGUCGCUUUAUAAGAAUUCCAAUCAGUUCUCCCCUCCAGGCGCCAAUUAGUACCCCUCCCCAGGCGCCACUUAAUUACAUUAAUAUUCUAAGGACCCACAAGCUUUAAGAUCGCAGAUUUUCAGCCCAUCGCUCGAUAUUAUAUUUUAUAAAGCAUUUAAACGAAAAACUUUGUUUUAUGGUUUGUUCAAUUCAUUUUAGGAAUAAGCGACAAUCUUUAAGAAAGUGUUUAAGCUGCUUGUUAAGAUUUUGAAUUCAUCAGUGUCCAGUUAGAAUACUUACUCCUAUCUUAGGACUCGCAGUGUUAGGACCGAUGACUCUUGUCGUUGGAAGCAACGUGGUGUUCUUCACACUGACUGUCUUAAACAUUGAGAGCAUUCGUCAUCUACAACAUCACGUGACGUCGUCCGACACAAGGAAUUUGUUGGUGUACGUCAAGCUGUCAUCACUGACAGGAGCUUUCUGGACAAUGGCAGUGGUCGCAGAAGUAACCGAUAUGGAUUUUCUGCGGUAUCUAAUUUUGAUUAUAUCAUUUUUUACAUCAUUCAUUGAAUUUUAUAUAAUUGAUACAGUAAGUUUUAUAUAAUUGAUACAUUAAGUUUUAUACAAUUGAUACAUUAAGUUUUAUAUAAUUGAUGCAUUAAGUUUUAUAAAAUUGAUGCAUUAAGUUUUAUAUAAUUGAUAUAUUAAAUUUUAUAUAAUUCAUGCAUUAAGUUUUAUAUAAUUGAUACAUUAAGUUUUAUAUAAUUGAUAAAUUAAGUUUUAUAUACUUGAUGCAUUAAGUUUUAUAAAAUUGAUGCAUUAAGUUUUAUAAGUUGAUGCAUUAAGUUUUAUAAAAUUGAUGCAUUAAGUUUUAUAUAAUUGAUGCAUUAAGUUUUAUAUAAUUGAUGCAUUAAGUUUUAUAUAAUUGAUACAUUAAGUUAUCCCGUCGCAAAAGUUUUGAUGUCCCACAUCCAAUGUAUCUUUAAAAUGAUUAAUCCCCAAUAAGUCGCCAUUAAAGGCAAUAUCCAUAUAGCUCACAAUGAUAAAUGUACAUGUUAAAUCUUAGCUUCAAUUAUAAAUCUGUAUUUCAGGUUUGUUUCUAUCUGUCUCAAUGGACUUCAGGGUGUUUUCAUCUUUCUCUCCUUCAUUUGCAACAAGAAAAUCAUUACGCUAUACGCUAUGGCUUUUGCUAAGAGUACCAGGGAAUCGACAGAGUACACUGAUCCUAGAUGUUGGGACUGA
Lymnaea stagnalis (great pond snail) is the source of this 1928-nucleotide messenger RNA. NCBI's taxonomy places the organism in Eukaryota, Metazoa, Mollusca, Gastropoda, Lymnaeidae. The record is from the annotation of a GenBank genome assembly.